AUGGCAUGCUUCUCACAAGUGGCAUCUUUUUUUCUCUUUCUGACUAAGCUCAGCACUGGCCAGAGAGAAGUAACGGUUCAGAAAGGACCACUGUUCAGAGCUGAAGGUUACCCCAUCAGCAUCGGCUGCAACGUAACUGGCCACCAGGGACCUUCUGAGCAGCAUUUCCAGUGGUCUGUUUACCUGCCGAGAGCCCCGACCCAAGAAAUCCAGAUCAUUAGCACCAAGGAUGCCACCUUCUCUUAUGCAGUGUAUGCACGGCGGGUGCAAAGUAGGGAAAUCUAUGUGGAGAAGGUCCAGGGUAACUCAGUCUUUUUGCACAUCUCCAAGCUCCAGAUGAAGGAUUCUGGCGAGUACGAGUGUCACACACCCAACACUGAUGGAAAAUACUAUGGGAGUUACAGUGCAAAGACGAAUCUAAUUGUCAUUCCAGAUACCCUCUCUGCUGCCAUGACUUCCCAGACUCUCAGUAAGGAGGAAGGUGAGCCAUUGGAACUUACCUGUGAGUCAUCCAAAGCCACAGCUCAACAUACUCACCUCUCUGUCACCUGGUACCUGAUGCAGGAUGGAGAAAGAAGCCAAGCCAGCAAGAUUAUUUCCCUCUCCAAAGAUUUUAUGUUGCUCCCUGGGCCCUUGUAUACAGAGAGGUUUGCAGCUGGUGACGUGCGUCUCGACAAGCUUGGGGUCACUACCUUCAGGCUGUCCAUAGGGAGGCUCCGGCCCUCAGAUCAGGGCCAGCUGUUCUGUGAGGCAACUGAAUGGAUUCAGGAUCCGGAUGAAACCUGGACUUCCAUCACGAAAAAGCAGACAGAUCAAACAACUCUGAGGGUCCAGCCAGCAGUGAGAGAUUUUCAAGUCAACAUCAUGGCUGAGAGCACGGUUCCUGAAGGAAAACCCUUAGAACUGGUUUGCCUGGUCAUGGGCGGCGGCCAGUACCCACAGCUUCAGGGCACUUGGUUCUUCAAUGAUGUUAAAAUGGCCCACAUUGAUGCUGGUGGAGUUCUGCGUCUGAAGAAAGACUAUCAAGAAAGAGCAAGUCAAGGACAGCUCCAGGUUUCAAAGUUAAGCCCCAAGGCUUUCUCUCUCAAGAUCUUCUCUGUGGGUCCAGAGGAUGAAGGUGCCUACAGAUGUGCCGUGGCAGAGGUGACAAGAGCUCAGAUGGGCACCUGGCAGGUGCACCAGAAAAAACAGUCACCAGACAGCUACGUGCACCUGAGGAAGCCAGCGGCAAGACAUGUGGUCGUGUCUACCAAGAACAGGCAGCAAGCAGUGUGGGAAGGAGAGGCGUUAACCCUUCUCUGCAAGGUAGGUGGAGCUGAAAGUCUCCUCUCCGUGACCUGGUGGCACAUCCCACAAGACCAGACACAGCCAGAGUUUGUGGCUGGAAUGGGGCAGGAUGGUACCAUGCAGCUGGGUGCCUCCUACGGGGAACUCGAUAACCACAGCAACACAAGGCUGGAGAAGAUGGACUGGGCCACCUUCCAGCUGGAGAUCACCUCCACCACCAUCACAGACAGCGGUACGUAUGAGUGCAGAGUGUCUGAGAUGACCCGGAACCAGGCCAGAGAUCAGAGCUGGGCUCAGAAGAUGUCAGUCACUGUAAAACCUCUGGAGUCAAGUUUACAAGUUAGUCUGAUGAGCCGUCAGCCACAAGUGAAAUUAACCAACACCUUUGACCUGUCCUGCAUAGCGAGGGUUGGCUACUCUGACCUCAAGGUUCCACUCACCGUGACAUGGCAGUUCCAGGCAGCUAGAUCUCGAUCCUUUGAUCUGCUUCUUCGAAUCACCCAUAAUGGCACAAUUGAAUGGGGGAACUUCCUACCCCAGUUCCAAAAGAAGACGAAGGUUUCACAGUCUUUAUUUCAUUCUCAACUCCUAAUCCAUGAUGCCACCGAGGAAGAAGCAGGAGUUUAUCAGUGUAAUGUAGAAGUUUAUGACAGAAGUUCCCUACACACAGACGGCCCCGUGAGGGCUUCUGCCACCUCUCACCCAUUGAGGAUCACUGUCACUUUACCAGAGAGCAAGCUGAAAGUGAAUUCAAGCAGUCAAGUCCAAGAGAUCUCCAUCAACUCCAACACAGACAUAGAGUGUAACAUCCUGUGCCAAUCCACUGGAAACCUUCGGUUGGCUGUUACUUGGUACUUCUCUGCCAUGUCCACUAAUGCACCCUGGCUGAGGAUCCUGGAAAUGGACCGAACCCACGUAGUAAAAUAUGGGGAUGAAUUUCAGACCACACGGAGAAAACAAAAAUUCCACGCUGAGAAAGUUUCCCAAGACUUGUUUCAGCUACACAUUCUGAAUGUGGAAGACAGCGAUCAGGGCAAAUAUCACUGUGCUGUGGAGGAAUGGCUCUGGUCUACAAAUGGCACUUGGCACAAGCUUGGAGAAAAGACGUCAGGUCUAACAGAAUUGAAACUCAGGCCCACAGGAAGUAAGGUACGCAUCUCCAAAGUGUCCGGGACAGAAAAUGCCUCCGAGCACAGUGAGGUGGCCAUCCGCUGCAGCCUGGAGAGUGCGGGCAGCCCAGCCUCCCUGUUCUCUGUGAUGUGGUACUGGAACAGAGAAAAUUCUGGAAGUAAAAUGCUGGUGCACCUGCAGCAUGAUGGCUUGCUGGAGUAUGGCGAAGAGGGGCUCAGGAGGCGCCUGCACUGUUACCGUUCAUCCCCUGCAGACUUUGUCCUGAUGAUGCAUCGAGUGGAGAGGGAGGAUGCUGGAAGGUACUGGUGCAGGGUGGCAGAGUGGCAGCUACACGGUAACCCAAGCAAGUGGGUCAGCCAAGCAUCAGACGAGUCACAGCACGUGGUGCUUACGGUGCUGCCUUCAGAGCCCACGUUUCCUUCCAGGAUCUGCUCGUCAGCACCUUUACUCUAUUUCCUAUUCAUCUGCCCUUUCGUUAUGCUCAUCCUUCUGUUCCUUUCCCUCCUCUGCCUGUACUGGAAGGCCAGGAAGUUGUCAACUCUGAGUCUAAACAUACAGAAAGAAAAGGCCCUCUGGGUGGACCUGAAAAGGGCUGGAAGCAGGACCACACACAGACUGGAAGAGGACGGUGAAUACAGUUGGAUCCCGAGAGGCACCUGCAGCCCUGUGGAAAGAGUGUGGACUUUGGAACUGGACUGA
This is a messenger RNA of Mesoplodon densirostris (Blainville's beaked whale), 3117 nucleotides long. RefSeq names its product CD101 molecule (gene CD101). The record is from RefSeq and is a predicted model, not a curated record. The coding region runs from base 1 to 3117 and encodes 1038 amino acids. Lineage: Eukaryota; Metazoa; Chordata; Mammalia; Artiodactyla; Ziphiidae. The transcript is spliced from 9 exons.